This is a messenger RNA of Pseudo-nitzschia multistriata, 2232 nucleotides long. The record is from the annotation of a GenBank genome assembly. NCBI's taxonomy places the organism in Eukaryota, Bacillariophyta, Bacillariophyceae, Bacillariales, Bacillariaceae.
CAGUACGUACAAGUACUCGUACUUUACCGUACGGUAGGUCGAAGCUUCGUCGUCUCUCGUUCGUUCGACGAUCAACGACACAAGAUACGACCGCACGAGAACUAGCACUCCCGUCCAUCCCCAGGAAACCCCGACCCGACACCCACCGCACGGAUCCCUCCCCGACCGCCAACCCAGAGCAAGGAAGAAACACGAAACACCAUGGGUUUCCUCGGACUGAACGGCAACCAGAAAACCCCCGCGGAGAAACAGCUGCGUCCGAUCCUGUUCGACGAAAGCAUACAGGUCCUGUCCAAUUUCGAACUGAACCAGGUAGCUUCCCUGACGUACAACGACCUGACGUGCGACGGGAUCUUCGAGCUGAUCGAGGGCAUCUGCAACUCGCCCCUCGACCACACCUGCCUCACGAUCCAAAAGGCGCUGAUCGUCACGAAGCACGUCGUGGUCUACGGAUCCGAAAACACGGUCAACCACGCCUACGCCAUCCAGCACUUGGUGCACCCCCUGCAGGAAUUCAACACGGUCCUGAUGGCCCACAAAAAGGGCGGCCCCAGGGGAUUUUUCCAGAACCUGCAGGGCGGAGGCGUCGACCGGGGGGGUCCCGUCAGAGAAGCCGCCGUCGAGGUGGUCAAGCUCCUCUCCAACAUCGACGAGCUGCGGAAGAUCCGCGUCGCCAGCGCCAGCCAGGAUUCCCUCGUGCCCGUCGGCGACAACGGGGUGGCCUUUGUGACGGACGAGGUGCGGCUGCACGUCCUCAAGCGGCGCAUCGAGACCGAGAACCAGCUGCGGAUCCAGUCGAACCUCAAGAAAUCCGAGGGCGGCUUCGGAGCCGGCUACACCAGCAAGGACGGCAAGAACGUCGUGGGGGCGGCCCACGGGAUCGAGGAGAUGAUCAAGAUGGCCAGCCUGCAGACCAAGAAAUUCUCGGACGACGGAAGGAGCGGAAAGUCGAGGGAGCAACUCAUACUGGAGGAGCUCAAGGCGGAAGCGGACGCCGAAAAGGCCGCCAGGGACGCCGAGGCCGCGGCCAGGGCUGCUCCCCCCGUGGAUCUGCUGGGGUUCUCCUCCGAUCCGGCUUCCCAGCAGGGCACCGCGGACCUGCUGAGCUUUGAUGCGCCCCCGGCGGGUGCCGCCGGCGGCGCGGCCGGCACCGCAGCGGGCACGGCCGACCUGCUGGGGGGAGGCCUCGUUGCCGGAACGCCACCGGCAGCGGCUCCUUCCGACGAUCCAUUCGGCCUCGCAUCGGCGUACACCGGAACGGCGGCCCCGGCCCCUUCCACCGGCAACCUCCUGGACGCUGCGGCGCAACACGAUCCGUUCGCAGCGGUACCGGCGGUGCCAACCACCAGGGAUUCCAUGAACCUCAUCAGCAUGAACACCAACCUGGAUAUCAUGGACCAGGCCGGAAGGGACGGCAGCACCCCGAUGGUGUCCGUCACCCCGGCCCCGAUCCAAGUCCUUGGAUCCGGCAGCGCCGCUCCAGCGAUGAACGGCCUUUCCGCGAUGCAGAUGCCGGGGCUGGACGCGACGGGCCUGUCCACGAUGCAGAUGCUUGGCCCGGACACCACGGGCCUGUCCACGAUGCAAAUGCUUGGCCCGGACACCACGGGCCUGCCGGCAAUGAACGGCCUUACUUCGGCCGUGGCGUCCGUCUCUCUCUCGGAACCCGCCCCCGAAAAAUCGCCAGUGAUGGAAUCCAGCGGGGACCGGUUCUCGGCCCUGGACGCCCUGGCCGAGUCCUCCGUGGGCCAGGCCCAGGCCACAGCGCUGGACGCCAAAAAGGCCGAGGACCGGCUCCUCGGCUUUGCGUCGGCGUCUUCCACGGGGCCGGGAUCCGGUCUUUCUGCCCCUUCUCUUAUGGGCAUGCCACCACCCGUUCCGGAACCCAUGGGAGGCAGCGUGCCCCCGGUGUCGAUGGGCAUGCCACCGCCGCCGCCCGUUCCGGAACCCAUGGGCGGGAUGGGGAUGCCGAUGGGCAUGCCGCCGCCGCCGCCCGUUCCGGAACCCAUGAUGGCGCCGGGAAGCGGCAGCGUGGCGAAUUCCUACGGCGGUGCCGCGGAACCCGGCGACGACGACAACCCCUGGGUCAUGGGCGGAUCGGCUGGGAUGGGCCUCGAACCGAAGGGACCCGAGCCGUCGGCUCCGCCACCGCCUCCACCACCCGAUUUCUAGUCUUUGAACGAACUGUAUGCCACUUUCAACUUCGUUGUCCAAGAAAAAAAGGGUUGGAAC